Molecule: messenger RNA, 682 nt
Organism: Arabidopsis arenosa
Lineage: Eukaryota; Viridiplantae; Streptophyta; Magnoliopsida; Brassicales; Brassicaceae
Source: the annotation of a GenBank genome assembly
AAUUUCCUAACUCCCAAGAACAAAAGAAAACUCCUUUCUUCCAUUCUUGGACUUUUUCUCUCACUCUUGGAGCGAUGAAUCUCCUACAAUUUCUUCUUCUCUCCGCCGUUUCGGUUUUAGCCGUUGUCUCCGGCACAGUGGAGGAGACGGCCCGUGAGAUUAUUGAUGCAUUGGCUCAUGCCCCUUUUGAAGAAUGGUCAUCGGUUUUCUUAGAAACCAAUGACCGGAUCCGUGCCGAGGUUAUCCCAUCUACCCUCUUCAUCCCAAACUCUUCCGCCAACGUGAGCGAUGAUAGACACAAGGUGGCUGCAUACCACGUUGUGCCUGAGAGGCUUGAGUUUGCGGAUCUUCUCUUGAAGGCAAGUCAAUCGAGACUACCGACUCUUCUCAACGGCUCCUCCAUUCUGGUAACCAACAAUUCUGCUUCUUCUUUUACUGUCGACGGUGUUCUCAUCAUAGAACUUGACAUCUACGUGGAUUCCUUCAUGGCCAUCCAUCGUAUUGCAACUCCGCUUGAUUACACAACUUACGGUGGCGGCUCUAAGCUUAUAUCGAAAUGGCCACUCUUUACCUUUAUGCUUUUUACGGUUAUGUGGUUCAUUUAAUCUUAGUGAUAUGAAAGGAUUGAAGUCCCUAAUCUACAAUAUGAAAGUCUCUAAUUAAAUGAACACUUCAACUUUUU